Messenger RNA from Chelonus insularis, 514 nucleotides. RefSeq names its product ribosomal protein S26 (gene RpS26). The transcript has 3 exons. The record is from RefSeq and is a predicted model, not a curated record. Gene Ontology annotation, cellular component: cytosolic small ribosomal subunit; ribosome. Bases 105 to 455 code for a protein of 116 amino acids. Gene Ontology annotation, molecular function: structural constituent of ribosome; mRNA binding. Gene Ontology annotation, biological process: translation. NCBI's taxonomy places the organism in Eukaryota, Metazoa, Arthropoda, Insecta, Hymenoptera, Braconidae.
AUAAUGAAAAAUUUAUUUUUCAGUCAUUAUGUCGACUAGCAUGGACAUGCGCACAGAAUCGUGUUUCCGGUUUCUCUUUCUCGAUCGUCGUUGACCAAACUAAAAUGACUUGUAAACGUCGAAACGGUGGACGUGCCAAACACGGCCGUGGUCAUGUAAAUCCUGUACGCUGCACCAACUGUGCUCGUUGUGUGCCCAAAGACAAGGCCAUCAAAAAAUUUGUGAUUCGUAACAUCGUUGAAGCAGCUGCUGUAAGAGACAUUAACGAAGCUAGUGUUUAUGAUACUUACCAGCUCCCAAAACUUUACGCAAAAUUACAUUACUGCGUAUCAUGUGCUAUUCACUCGAAAGUUGUACGUAACAGAUCCAAGGCAGAUCGUCGAAUCCGAACACCACCACAGCGUAACUUCCCCCGGGAUAUGCGCCAAGGUGGUCCUCAACAAAACAGGAAAUAAAAUAAGAUGUAUUUCUUUUAAUUAAAAAAAAAUAAAUAAAAUUAUAAAAAAGAAUAAAA